AUGAUAAUUGAAGGAUUUAAAAUGUUACAAGAUGCUAAUUCAUUAAGUCAUGCAUUAAAUUAUUAUAUUCAUUUUAUAUCACCGAUUUUGAAUCCAAUGGAUCAAUAUUAUUAUAAUGUGGAUAAUAUUCAGCCGAUUGAAAUUGUUACUACGAAUCCCAAUACUGAAGAAGAUGAAUAUGAUAUUCAAGUCAACAACGAUAAUAAUAAGUACAAGUAUAAACAGGUGACUAAAAUUUCAAUAACCAUUGAAAAGGGAUUAGAUUUACAUUCAUUAAUAAAAUAUUCUCAAAAUAAUAGUAUUAUUUUCUUACUUAUGCUAUCAUUAGGAUCAAUGUAUUUAUACAAGUUAAACACCGAUCAAGGAACUAAAACUGGUAAUGCUCAACAAUGGUUAAAUAAUGCAAGAUAUUUCCAAUAUUUAGCCUUGAAAAGAAUUCAACCAAUAAUUGAACAAUUAAUCAAUCAAGAAGAAGAAAACAUUAAUGGGAAAUUUGGAGUUGAUUUAUUGAUUUCAUUAGUAUUAUUAAUCUUGUAUGAAUUUUCAAAUAAUUGUAAUAAAAAUUGGACAAUUUAUUUAAAAUUAAGUAAAAAAUUACUUACUUCAACAAAAUUUGAAAUUCCCCAAAAAAAAUCAAUUAAUUCAUUAGAAUAUUCAAUAUUGAAAUUUUGUUUACAAUUUCUUGAUUAUCAAGAAUCAAUGGGAAGAACAGCUUGUAAAGAUGUUAAUUUAUUUUUCCUUGAUUAUGCCCAAGAUGAAGAAGAAGAGGAAGAAGAAAAAUCUAUAGAACAACAAAAACAAAUUGAUGGAACUUCAAAUAUUAUUGUAGUUUAUAAAAAUGUCAAUUUGAUUAGUUGGAUGGGAUGUGAUAAACAAUUAAUGUCAAUUAUAUCUGAUAUCACUGAUUUAUCAUUUGAACGAUUUAAAAAAUCGAUAAAUGAAAUUGAUUAUAAUUUAUUAUGUCAAGAUAUGCAAAAAAGAUUAAAUGAUAUGAAAUUAAAUAUUAAUAUACCUGAUCAUCAACAAUCCACAGAAAUUGUUAAAGAUAAUAAAGGGAAUACUAAAGAAAUUACAAAUUUUUUAUUAUCUUGUGAAGUGAAAAGAUUAUCUACAGAAUUAUAUCUUCAAUGUUGUUUAUUAAAUCAAACCCCAGAAGAUGAAAUAGUCUAUCAUUUAGUAUUUGAUAUUUUCACCAAAUUAGAAUAUUUAAUAUUAAAUCAAUCUGAGAAUUCUACUACUAGUGUUGGCAAUGGGAAUAGUUAUAGUUUUUAUCUGAGUUUAAUAUGGCCAAUAUUUAUGGCAGCAUCAGAAAUUUCUACAAUUAAUGAAAAUUGUGAAUCAUUAAGAUAUUUAACAUUACAAAUUUUUGAUAAAUUAGAAUCAAAUACUUUAGGAAAUACUAAUAAAAUCAAACAAAUAAUUAUAAAUAUUUGGAAAAAACGAGAUUUAAUCAUUUCAACAAUUAAAGAUAAACCUACAAAUGGCAAAACUAAAGAUGAUGGAUUGAAAUCCAAGAGAAGAAAACGAUUAAUGGGAUUUGUCAAUGAUUGGGAGAAAUAUGUUGUUGAAGAAGAUUAUGCCAUUGCCUUGACAUAG
Molecule: messenger RNA, 1596 nt
Organism: Candida albicans SC5314
Lineage: Eukaryota; Fungi; Ascomycota; Pichiomycetes; Serinales; Debaryomycetaceae
Exons: 1
Coding region: 1-1596 (531 amino acids)
Biological process (GO): positive regulation of transcription by RNA polymerase II
Cellular component (GO): nucleus
Molecular function (GO): transcription cis-regulatory region binding; DNA-binding transcription factor activity
Source: RefSeq, a predicted model, not a curated record